CCGCCUGACCGGAGUUGUAGUCCGUUUUGAGGAAGGGAGUUUCUGUUAUUGUUAUUGACGGUGUGUUGAAGCUGUGAGCCUCUCAACAUGAAGAAGGUGUUGACCGCGGUUGGGGUUACAGCUGGUGCAGCCUCUGCAGUGAUGCUGGCUCCUCUUGCUCUCUCGGCAGCAGGCUUCACCUCCGCAGGAAUCGCUGCAAGUUCUGCAGCCGCCAGCAUGAUGUCCUCAGCUGCCAUAGCCAAUGGGGGCGGAGUGGCCGCUGGCAGUUUGGUGGCUGUACUUCAGUCAGCAGGUGCUGCAGGCUUGACGACAGGUAUGACAGCAGCUGUAGGAUCUGUAGGUGGGGUGGUAGGUGGAGUAACUGGAUGGUUGGUUGGACGUGGCAAAAACUGAUCCCACCAGACCACCAGACUGAAUCUUCAUCCAGCGGAGAUGAGGAUGAAGACGAAGUACCUUUAAACUCCUUCCAGCCAGCUGCAGAGAUGAUUUACAGUGUCUUGCAGUGAAACUUUUCGUAUUUUUGCUUGACACAAUACAUUUAGACAUCGCCUGACACAAUGAACUCUGACACAUUAUGACGUGCCUCGUGUCAUCAUGUGGAACAGGUCAUGUCCCUUACAUAUAUAAAUAAAUAUUAUAUCCCGGUCAGCAUUCAGCCGUUGAGUCAACGCUGAAAUCACAUACAUGACCAUAAUUUAAAAGUUCCACCUAUUUUUACAGUUUCUUCAUAACUGAAUGGUUCAGAUUUAAACAAUACAUACAGAGUGGUUUGCUGUGAAUUGCUCCAUCCUAUAGAAAGAAAUCUUUACAGUGAUGAUUAAUAAAAUAGUGGUAAAUGUGGG
Colossoma macropomum (tambaqui) is the source of this 842-nucleotide messenger RNA. RefSeq names its product interferon alpha-inducible protein 27-like protein 2A. NCBI's taxonomy places the organism in Eukaryota, Metazoa, Chordata, Actinopteri, Characiformes, Serrasalmidae. Gene Ontology annotation, cellular component: mitochondrion; membrane. Gene Ontology annotation, biological process: apoptotic signaling pathway. Bases 88 to 393 code for a protein of 101 amino acids. The record is from RefSeq and is a predicted model, not a curated record. The transcript is spliced from 4 exons.